GGCCCAUUCGGGAGGAAGAGACGUUUCCGACCAUGAACAUCCUAACAGAAUCCCAACGGUUUUAACAUUGACGAAGAAGAGAUUAAAGAGUUGACCACGUCCAAUCCCCUUGAAACACCGCCACGUGUCCUCUUGUUUUCUAUAACAUUGAUCCACUUCCUUCCUUCUUCUUCAUUCAAUCCAAUUCCCUCACUGAGGAGAAAUCAUCAUACAAUAAUAUUAUAGUAAUAACCACAAUGCCCACUGUUGCUGCUCCCCCUGUACCUCAAAUUCAAAACACUACUGACCAUGAAAUUGAAUCUCCCAAGAAGAACAGAAUCCAGGUUUCCAACACCAAGAAACCCCUCUUCUUUUACGUCAAUCUUGCAAAGAGGUACAUACAGCAGCGCGAUGAGGUUGUGCUUUCUGCUCUUGGAAUGGCUAUAACUACAGUUGUUACGAUUGCCGAGAUUUUGAAGAACAAUGGAUUUGCUACUGAGAAGAAAGUUUCUACAUCUUCUGUUAGCAUGAAGGAUGAGAACAAAGGUCGCCUGGUGCAGAAGGCUAAGAUUGAAAUUGUUCUAGAGAAAUCCGAGAAGUUUGACAAUCUUAUGGCUCCUACGAACACUGAAUCAAAAUCAGCUGCGAAUGAAAAAAGCAAACAGAAAUGACAGACGUAGGAGAUCUGGGUGAAUGUGCACCUUAACUAGUUAACAUCCAUAUUCAAAUUUUCUUUUGUGCUGUUUGCAUUCAUAGAAGUACGUAAGUGGAUAGAUCUUAGAUUAUGGUUUCAUUGAUCACCCACGACAAGAGGAGUCAUAAAGUUACAAACAAUACCACGCACUAGGUUUUCACAUUUCCAAACUUCAAUGUUGUCACUUUCAAAAGUCAUUCCUUGACAUAUUUAUGUUGAUA
Vigna radiata var. radiata (mung bean) is the source of this 894-nucleotide messenger RNA. RefSeq lists its product as uncharacterized. The record is from RefSeq and is a predicted model, not a curated record. Gene Ontology annotation, cellular component: nucleus. Lineage: Eukaryota; Viridiplantae; Streptophyta; Magnoliopsida; Fabales; Fabaceae. Gene Ontology annotation, molecular function: RNA binding. The transcript is spliced from 4 exons. The coding region runs from base 237 to 650 and encodes 137 amino acids.